AUGUCUUUGAAAGUAUUCUUGACCAUUUCAGCUGAUUCGGUUCCACUCGGAAAAUUGAUUUUUGAGGUGAAUUUUUGAAUUUUUCCAUGCUAAAUUCACCCAUUUUUCUUAGCUAAACACUCAAAAAUGCCCGAAAACUUGUGAGAAUUUUCGAAAAUUGUGCACAGGAGAGCUGGGAUUUGGAUACAAGGGUUGCGAAUUUUUCCGCGUCGUUCCGACGUUUUGCGCUUGUGUGAGUUAAGAGCGGGGAACCUACAGUAUGUAGUUACAGUAAUCCUAACUCAUUUUUUAUUAUAGAAUGAUAUUUGAAUGUAGUAACCCAGCGUAAAGCCUACAGCCUACAGUAAUCUGAAACAGAGCCCACAGUAGCCCACUACAACAAAAUAUUUGCAGUCCGGCGACUUUGAAACUCAAAACAAGGAUCGGAGCGGUGGAAAAAGCACAUUCGGCUCCAAAUAUUUCGACGACGAGAAUUUCGACAUGAAACAUGAUUCGCGGUGAGACCCCAAGCCUUUUCGUAGACCAAAAACCCUGGAAUUUCCAGCGGUAUUCUUGGAAUGGAUAACUACGGUUGGCCGAACACAAACAGCUCUCGAUUCUAUGUGACAUUCGACGAAACACCGUGGAUGAACAAUUUCCACGUGGCAUUCGGCAAACUCGUCGAAGGCUUCGAAGUCCUAGAUGAAAUCGAAAAACUCGGAAUUUUGGAGGGAAAUGGUCCGCAACAGGGAAGAACGCGGAAAUUGAUAAAAAUCGUGGAUUGUGGUGUUUAUUCUGAAUAA
This is a messenger RNA of Caenorhabditis angaria, 782 nucleotides long. NCBI's taxonomy places the organism in Eukaryota, Metazoa, Nematoda, Chromadorea, Rhabditida, Rhabditidae. The record is from the annotation of a GenBank genome assembly.